AUGAUUCUUGUUCUUCUUGUCAUCCUUCUGGCGGCGCUGGCGCUGGUCGCCCGCGCCGACAACUGCCCGCCCAUAACGCCCGACCCGACUCUGCAUCCAAAUUUCACGAUCCAAGCGCCAGCAUUCGCGUGGAAUCAAGACAAGGUCCGAGGUGUCACGCUCGGAGGAUGGCUCGUGCUUGAGCCCUGGAUCACCCCCUCCCUCUUUGCCUCCAAGCCCGACUGGGCGGUCGACGAGUGGACGUACGGCCAGUACUGGAGCAACCACUCGUGCCCUGCCGCGGAGAUCGCGGUGCACUGGAAGGGGUUUUACACGGCCGCCGAUUUCCAGAGUAUCGCCGGCGUCGGGCUGAACACGGUGCGGAUCCCCAUAGGGUUCUGGUCCCUCGUCCCGCUCGCAAACGGCGAGCCGUACCUCGUCGGCGCGUUCGAGUACCUCAAGCAAGCAGUGACGUGGGCCGCGGCGUCCAACCUCAAGGUCAUGGUCGACCUGUACGGCGCGCCGGGGUCGCAGAACGGGCUCGACUCGUCCGGCCGCCGCGGCACAGCGGAAUGGUACGCGAACUGGACGAACGCUGACCGCGCGACCGCGGCGGUCGUAGCCGUGGCGACAGAGUUCGCCAAGCCGCAGUACGGCGGCGCAGUGGCGACCAUCGGGCUGCUCCACUCCCCCCAGCCCAACGCAGCGUGGCAGCUCGAGUGGCUCAGGGGAUACUACAACCAGACAUACUUUGCCGUGCGCAACGUCAGCUCUGUUACCCUGCUGCUCGGGUCGGCGGGGCCGCUCGGCAGCUGGAGCGGGUUCAUGCAGCCGCCGCAGUAUCAGGGGGUGGGCAUCAGCGAGCCCAUCCUGCCAAUGUUCGACGCCACAACGCUCCAAUACGGCGCGACUGACAACCUGCGCUGGACGUGCGGGUGGAACGACACGCUCACACGCUCAAACCACAACCUGUGGACCGUGGCCGAGAUGACGGCGGCCACGACCGACUGCGCGGCCUGGCUGAACGGCCGCGGCGUCGGCGCGCGGUACGACAACGCGUCGGCUGUGCGGUAUCCUGGCUCGUGUGCAGACAAGAGCGGGAACAACCCCGGUGCGUUUGGCGCAGAGUAUACCCGCCAGAUGGGGGUCGGGUUCGAGACGCAGACAUACGUGUAUGAGGCGGCAGGGUCCGGCUGGACGUUCUGCUGUUGGAACACCGAGGCCGCGGCCGACUGGUCCUUCUCCCUCGGGCUGGUGUACGGCUGGAUCCCAGUACCGAUUACAGCGAAGCACACGAAACCGUGCAACUUUAGCUCGUAUAUCGAGACUGGCGCCGCGGGGCGCCGCGCCGUGCCCGCUGGGGUCGUCACUGCGCUCGCCGCGGCCGCCUGGCUCGUCAGCAUCCUCUAG
Messenger RNA from Vanrija pseudolonga, 1389 nucleotides. Its product is annotated as putative glucan 1,3-beta-glucosidase A. The transcript is spliced from 8 exons. Gene Ontology annotation, biological process: glucan catabolic process. The record is from RefSeq and is a predicted model, not a curated record. Gene Ontology annotation, molecular function: beta-glucosidase activity. Gene Ontology annotation, cellular component: extracellular region; cell surface. NCBI's taxonomy places the organism in Eukaryota, Fungi, Basidiomycota, Tremellomycetes, Trichosporonales, Trichosporonaceae. The coding region runs from base 1 to 1389 and encodes 462 amino acids.